Molecule: messenger RNA, 3636 nt
Organism: Schistosoma spindalis
Lineage: Eukaryota; Metazoa; Platyhelminthes; Trematoda; Strigeidida; Schistosomatidae
Source: the annotation of a GenBank genome assembly
UUUCUAGUUGUUAACAACAUUUUUUGGUUGGUUAUUAAUUAAGUUGUGUGUGAUAUAUAAACAUACUAAACACUUAGAUUGAUAAACAGACAUAAUAUAUAUGUAUUGUUUUUUAUACUUGAUUUAUUCAAUAACACAAAUACUGAAUGAUUUAAUGAUAUCAUUAUUCAUAUAUCCGCUAAUAUAUUAGACAUGAAACAUGAAUACGGAAAUGGUAUUGAACUAAGUCAUACCGAUUAUCGAUCAUAUCGACAUUUCGAGUUACAAAAUGGUAUGAAAGUAAUGAUUAUUUCUACUUGCAAUGACAUUGAGGAUAAUCAUUUUAUAUCAGAUACUUUGUCAGCUGCAGCCAUCUGCAUCAAUGUUGGUUCAUUUUCCGAUCCACAUGAAGCUCAAGGUCUUUCUCAUCUGUUAGAACAUAUGUUAUUUCAUAGUGAUAUAAUUAAUCAUGAAAUGAAAACAUUUCAUAAUUAUUUACAAGAAUAUAAUGGUUAUUGGGAUUCUAAAACAUCAAAUGAACAUACACUAUUCUACUUUAGUAUAACAGAAAAAUAUUUUAAUGAAGCAUUAUAUUUAUUUGCUUUACAUUUUAUUAAUCCUACAUUAAAAUUAGAUGGAAUGAGAAAAUCAAUUGAGAAAAUUGAUAUGGAAUUUCAAAAAGUGAAAACAAGAGAUUAUGCAAAACUACGCGGAUUCAUUUCAAGUUUAGCUGUCAAAGGAUCUCCAUAUCGAUUAUUUAGUCGAGGAAAUAAACAGUCAUUGAUUACUGAGCCAGAGAAGAAUAAUAUCGAUGUAUAUGGCUUAUUAAAAAAACAUUGGACCACAUUAUAUUCAGCACAUAGAAUGACGUUGGUUGUGCAAUCGAAAGAUUCUUUGAACAAAAUGGAGAAAAUUGUCCGAGAGAAUUUCUCUAAUAUACCUGCAAAUCGAUCAGUGAAAAUAGAUUUGACAAGAUAUAGAAACAGUUUUGAUUCACCAGAAUUCUUAAAAUUAUACCAUGUUGAUAGUACUCGAAAUAAGGAACAAUUACGUAUGGUUUGGGCUGUACCAAGUGUUUGUACAUUGUAUGAAUCAAAUCCAGUUGCCGUGCUUGCAUAUUUUCUAAGUGAUAAACAUCCAUAUGGUCUUGAAAAUUACCUUAAAAAUAAUCAUUUAGCAACAGAAGUAAAAUGUGAAUUUUCUGCAAUGUCCGAUUUCGAUAAUUCAACAAUUUGUGCUUUGAUUACCAUUUGUAUUGAUUUAAAUGGAACACGUCCUGAUCUAUUCAAAAUUACAAAAAUUGUUUAUGAAUAUUUACGAUUUUUAUCAAAUAAAGCAAAUGAUGCAUGUAUAAAUAAAAACUCAGAAGAGUAUAUUCAUAAUACUACUAAUACUACUACUACUAAUCAUAAUAAUAGUAAUAAUGCUGGUAAUAUUAAAUCAACAUUUGAUUCAUGUGUAAGAGAUUUUCAAUUAACUCAAAAAGAAACAUUUCAAUGUCGUACAAUAUUUGGACCACAAGAAACUGUUAUAUGGAUUGCUACAAUGUUACAUCAUACAUUACCACAAGAUGUACAUUCAGCAUAUUUAAUUAUUAAAACACUUGAUAUUCAGGUAUAUUCAGACCUUUUGGAUACUUUAUCAAAACAACAAGCUUGUUUAAUUCACAGUUUAAAGUUAAAUCCUACGAUACAUAAAAAUAUUCAUAUUGAAAAAUGGUACAAUUUACAAUAUACACAAGAAGAAGUCUCCACUAAACAAAUAGGCUGUUUGAAUAAUCUCCAUGGAACAGUUCCAUUCUCACUUCCAUUAAAAGUAAAUGGGAAUGUGCAUGAAUACUUGACUUUAUCAUCAGAAAACGAUAUACAAACACCUAUCAAUCUAACAAAAGAAUUUAAAGGAACUGUCUUUGAAGAUUAUGGAUCUCUAUGGUAUCAACAACUGAAUAAUCAUCUUAAAAAUGAAGCUUACAUUUAUACACAAAUUUCAACGGGAAUGGUACUCAACUGCCCUUCAAAAGCAUGUUUAUCUCGCUUAUUACAGUUGAGCAUCAAACUUCGAUCCUCCAAUUGUGAAUUAUUAACAAUGGAAUCUAGAAUGAAAAGUUCAGUGAAUACAAAUGUAAAUGGACCGGAAUUUAUUAUUAAAGGACCAUGUGAAAAGAUUUCGAAUUACUAUAAAGAAUUUUUAAAAAGUGUAAAUGAUGAUAUAACUAAAGAACAUUUUAUAAAAUGUAAAAAAUUAUUAAUUGAACAAUUAAAUAAUCAAUUAUCUGAUCCAAAUUUAGUUGCUAAUAAUAUAAAUUCAUGUUUAUGGUAUCCAAAUGAAUAUACUGCCAGUAGUUUAUUAAAUUCAUUAGAAUACAUUACAAUAGCUGACUUAAUGGCAUUUCAAACUAAAUAUUUUUAUCAAAUGGAAAUUAUCAUGUAUAUUGUUGGUGAUGUAACAUGUGAUCUGGCAAAGGAUUUAUUUACCUACACAAUAGGUUUCUUCAAGUGUCACCCAAAACCUAAAGGGAGUAAACACAUUGAGUAUAUAUCAAUUCAACCUGGCAUUUAUUAUCAUUCUGUACCGAAUAUAUCAAAUAAUGAAAAGUUUCAUCAAAUUAUUCAAUUUGAACGAAUUGAACAAGCUUCAUCAGUAGAUGAAUUUUAUUGUCAAAUAAUAACGGAAUUACUGAAAUCACAUGCAAAGCAAUACUUUCAACAUUAUGAAUCAGUGAAUGGUCCAGUUUCAUUAGAUUUCUAUAAGUUUGCAUCGAAUUCAUCUAAUCUAACAAUUGGGACACGUUUAUCUCUGAAUAGUCAAUUAAAUAAACAUGAUGAAGAUUAUCAUAUAAAUUGUAUUCAAGUAUUUUGGAAUGAAAUUGCACCACGUGUUAUUGCUUGUAUUGAUAAUAAUAAUCUUGAACAAAUUUGCAAUACAAUAAUAUCAAGUGACUUAGUCAAAAAUAAUAAUCUCGAAUUAAUAUCUCAAUUUUACUGGGAUAAAAUUAAAACAAAUUUGUUAGAUGGAGGAAUAAGUAGAAAGAAUAUGCUAAAAAGAGAAAUGAACCGAGAGAAAUUACUAGAAUAUUUUCAUAAAACCUAUUUAAAUCCUACGAAGAAAAUUACCAUAUUUAUUGAUUUUAGGAAUAUAGAAUCUAAUGAAUUCAUUGAAUCAUUGAAUAUUACUAAAAUAAAUGGAACAAAUUUUAAUCCCAACUUAAAUUCUUAUCUAAAAGAUGAAGAUCUCAUGAAUACAUCCUAUGAAUUUUCUAGACAAACAUCAAAUGAUUUAAGAACAAUACAAAUGAUUAAAACAAUAAAACAUAUUGAAUCAUUUCGAACGGAGAUUAAUAAUUAGGCUAAAUAUCUUUUACAUAAAUAAAAUCAGCGAACUAUUCAUAAACAUUGAUCAAUUGAACUGGGUUUUUUCCAUUGUUCAAUUAUUCCUUUUCAUUUAAAAGAACAAAUGGAAUUUGUCAAUUUUCAUUAUUCAUUAUUGACAGUUAAACAAAAUGACUUUUUUGUGUGCGGGCGCGCGAGUAUGCCUGCGUACGUAUGUGUGUAUGUGUGUGUGCGGGUAACUUUUACAUAUAAUUUAAAAUGAGAACAAUAAUUAAAGCUUUACAAUCGUUAUUGUUUUCACAAUAAAGAGAAAUUUAGCUCUUAACAA